Messenger RNA from Fraxinus pennsylvanica, 1248 nucleotides. Lineage: Eukaryota; Viridiplantae; Streptophyta; Magnoliopsida; Lamiales; Oleaceae. The record is from the annotation of a GenBank genome assembly.
AUGGUGCCUUCCGAUACUGGAUCUGUCCACACCAAAUUUCAGUCGGAGAAUUGUUGCCCACAAAAUAAAUACCCAAAUGUGGUGACUGGUGGAUUAGGUGAAAAAAGUGAAACUGCCCAAAUUACAUUUCAGUCAGAAACUUCUAGGAAUUUAUCAAUUCACCGCAGAACCCAAGUCAAAGGCUUAGAAAAGACUAUUCGCCAAUCAAAAUUUAUUUCCACCACUGAAAACGGACUGAAUCUCAUUCCCAAAACACCCCAAAUAAAAUACCUAAUUCCCAGAAACAGAGAGCAGAAAAUGGAGGACGAGCAAAAGAAGAGCCAACCCUUCUACUGGGGAAACACAACAGAGGAAGAGUAUUACAUUGAACAGGGCAUCAAGUCAACCAAAUCUUACUACACCUCUCCCAGAGGCCUAAAACUAUUCACCAGAUCUUGGCAACCCCCUUCAUCCACCCCUCCGCGUGGCAUCAUCUGUAUGGUCCAUGGCUAUGGCAAUGACAUCAGCUGGACUUUUCAGGCCACCCCAAUCUUCCUUGCCCAAAACGGGUUUGCCUGUUUUGCCCUUGAUUUACAGGGCCAUGGCCUCUCCCAAGGCCUCAAGGCCUAUGUCCCCAAUGUUGACCUUGUUGUAGAAGACUGCAUCUCAUUCUUCAACUGUGUAUUAACCCAAGAUCCAAUUUUGCAAAACCUCCCAAGAUUCUUGUACGGUGAGUCAAUGGGUGGAGCAAUCUGUUUACUAAUCCAUUUCAAGACACCUGAUUUCUUCAAAGGUGCAAUAUUUAUAGCCCCCAUGUGUAAAAUCAGUGAAAAAGUCAGGCCUAAGUGGCCUAUUCCAGAAAUCUUAACAAUUUUUGCAAGAUUUGCACCCACCUUGCCCAUAGUGCCAACUGCUGAUUUGAUGCAAAAAUCUGUCAAAGUCCCAGAAAAGAAAAUUAUUGCUGCUAUGAAUCCCAUGAGAUAUCUAGGGAAACCAAGAUUAGGCACAGUUAUUGAAUUGCUUCGUGUGACAGAUUAUGUUAGUAGAAAAUUGACUGAUGUUAAGCUUCCAUUUAUUGUUCUACAUGGGAAUGCAGAUGUGGUUACUGAUCCAGAUGUGAGCAGGGAAUUGUAUGAAUUGUCCAAGAGUGAGGACAAAACCAUCAAGAUUUAUGAUGGAAUGUUGCAUUCAUUGUUGUUUGGGGAGACUGAUGAAAAUAUUACAAUUGUUCGUGGCCAUAUAUUGAAGUGGCUGAAUGAUAGAUGCUGA